AUGGCUAACGCGGAGGCACUCGACAGAUGCCCUGCUGAUACGACGUCCAAUAUCAGUCCACUGGCAGAGAAACAACGUCCGAUUCACAGAUCUGUGCGGGCACUCGAACGCAACGCCGACGUCUUCGUAUGGUGGCCUACGAACACGCUCAUCGCAUGCUUCAACGCGCAGGUCACCCCAGUCACACCGGAGGUCCUACUUCGCUGGAUCGGUAUGCCAAUUGAUAUGAUUCGCAGCGGUGAGAUUAUCGUGAAGCGUGUCCGACUGGAACACCGCGCGGUUUUGAACUACGGCGUGCACCCGUUGGAAUUGAUUCAAGGCUCGGAAAACCUCUCCCCCGGUGUUUAUGGCUGUUACUUUCGAGACAUACCAGACCCGACAGACAUCCCCGAAGAUCUGAGACCUAUUUCGCCUGGAAUCCAUGUACGGACGUUCAAGCAGAUCCGGGACGAUCACGAGGGGCACGUUAGGGAAAACCCCUGGAUGUGGCCCUCAGACCAAAUCGAGCGAACCAACUCCAAAUUCUACACGAUUCCAGAUGCUCUUCGCAGUGGAGUCACUGUAGCACACGAUCGAUGCAUCUUCACCGGAUACCCGCGCAAGGCUACUGCGAGCGACACCUCCACGGAUCCCAUGAGUGCUGCCACCACCGGAGUCACCUCCGGCGCUGCCGCCGAAGACCCUGUGGAGCUUUACUGGAUUGUCCCAAAGAAGAUGGGCGGCGAGAACGGGACCAAGCAUCUCACCAAGGAAGAGUGGUGGUCAUCGAACAACAUCUUACCGAUGUGUUCCCGCGUACACGAGCUAUGGUUCACCAACGAGCUCAGCGUAGAUGCUAACGACGGAUACCGCAUCCGCACCUUCUCCGAGGCAGCGGCCAGCGUCAUGGCAGGCUUGCCUGGGCGGCUGGAUAACCCGAAUCCUGAAUGGGGCCUUUACUUCCGCCUACAUCUGCUGCACACGCGCUUGCUACGAUUCUGUGGCGGCGAUAUUCGUACGGAGUACGGAUAUCGCAGGAUGGCAGACUUGAGCGUCCUUAUAGCUAAAGCGGACGCGUUAGCAAGUCGCGAGGCUGCGAUAUGGAAAACUGAGAUGGGUAAGGACGCCUUGGAGUUGUUGGACGCGGGGAAACAGCUAGAUCUACCAAGCUCUGAUGACGAGGACGGGGCCUCAGACAGUGGAGAAGAGAUUUGA
Trametes versicolor FP-101664 SS1 is the source of this 1194-nucleotide messenger RNA. RefSeq lists its product as uncharacterized. NCBI's taxonomy places the organism in Eukaryota, Fungi, Basidiomycota, Agaricomycetes, Polyporales, Polyporaceae. The coding region runs from base 1 to 1194 and encodes 397 amino acids. The transcript has 6 exons. The record is from RefSeq and is a predicted model, not a curated record.